AGGAUUAUCUAUUCUCAGUACAGGAGAAAGCCUGAGGGGAGAAAUGAUACAAACACGGACAGGAACUUGGAUACAUACAAGAAUAUGUUGGUGUUUUGAACAGCGAUGAGAAAUCCACUGCUGACUGCAAAGAUGUUUUAAAUAAUCUAGCCUGGAUUUCACCUGAGAGGCAUUACUCAUAUCAAGACACAAUGAACGCUGAGCCUGAAGCAGAGACAACCAGCUACUGUCCUCCUCCCAUGUUGUACAGUGAGGACAGUGAUGAAGACACAAGCCAAGAGGAGCCGUCAAUCACCAGCUGGAACGAGCUGUCAAUCAUAGAGCGUGUAGGCCUAAACAGCGUAGAGAUGUCAGAGAAAGAUUUGGAGACCGCCUUCACUCAGAUCGCCUUGGCCUUCAGGUGUGAUCAGUACACCCUGAAGCAGAGGCUGCAGGCAGAGGAGCAUGCCCGCAACCUGGCUGAGGAGAACAUCCAGCUGGAGCUGACCAGGGGAAGAGAGACACUGGAGAUGCUGAAGGGCCUGUGUCUGGACAGUAAGCGCAGUAAGGUUCUGCAGAGGCUGGAGCUGUCCCUGGACAUUCUCGGUGGGACUGUGGAGCGGAUCUCCAACACGGCGGAGGUGCUCGGGGCUGUGCACCAGGAGGCUCGUGUGAGUCGGGCUGUCGAGCUCAUGGUUGCUCAUGUGGAGAAUCUUAGGAGACAACAUGACAAAAAUGUGGUAGAGCUGGAGGAAGCCAAGAAGACGAUCCAGCAGCAAACCUCCAGCAGAAACUCUGUGGAUCACAGACCAUCGCCAGAUCCAGAUGACAGUGAGCACAGAAAGAAAUGCUUUCUGCAGAACAGCGCCAGGCGAAGGGUCAGUGUAUCUCUAAUACAAACACCAAUCCAGGAGAAUAAGCGAGACUUGAGGAAGCAGGUGUCGCAUGAUUGCUUCGCCCCCAGCCAGAAGUGCUCCUCCGCCUGCAGGUCUCCAUCCAUGGAUUUUGAUUCCAACUGCUUCUCUACAACCAAGGAUGACAGCUACUCAGUGGAAGACAGGCCUCAGGAUCCAGAAGAAGCUCUGCAAGAAACGUCAGCUGCUCAAUCUUCUCCACCACCCUCACCCUCACUCACACCUGACCCAGAGUGCCUCCCUUCAAAACAGCCAGCCACCAAGAGGACACAAAACAAAAAUUCCCCUUUGGAUACUUUGCGGCAGAGACACAAGAACAAAUCAGUGUUAUCAAAGAAAAAGGCAGAGAAGGAUAAAAAGAGUGUGAAUAUUUACAGACGGAUUUCUGGAGGAACGCACAGCUCUCUGUGGAGACGUCCUCUGAUCCACUGGUUGUAUCGCUGUCGCUGGGCGCUCCUCUUCACUUACUUGUUUGUGCUUUUCUGUGUCAUAUCAUUGACUUACGUGUUGCUGGAAACCUUAUGAUGAACUGAAUCUGUCCAUGGUUAUCUAAGUUGUCUUAAUGUAACAUGUGACUCACUUGUAAACCUUCCUCACAUCAGAAAGCUCUUAGUAAAGCCAAAAACUUUAA
Molecule: messenger RNA, 1524 nt
Organism: Notolabrus celidotus (New Zealand spotty)
Lineage: Eukaryota; Metazoa; Chordata; Actinopteri; Labriformes; Labridae
Gene: irag3a
Product: lymphoid-restricted membrane protein
Exons: 13
Coding region: 192-1418 (408 amino acids)
Cellular component (GO): endoplasmic reticulum membrane
Source: RefSeq, a predicted model, not a curated record